Lepus europaeus (European hare) is the source of this 557-nucleotide messenger RNA. It is a transcript of the gene RPL28, whose product is annotated as ribosomal protein L28. Gene Ontology annotation, molecular function: structural constituent of ribosome. Lineage: Eukaryota; Metazoa; Chordata; Mammalia; Lagomorpha; Leporidae. The record is from RefSeq and is a predicted model, not a curated record. The coding region runs from base 112 to 525 and encodes 137 amino acids. Gene Ontology annotation, biological process: translation. The transcript is spliced from 5 exons. Gene Ontology annotation, cellular component: ribosome; cytosolic large ribosomal subunit.
GAGGCGGGCCCAGGGCGGAAGCGGAAGUGCGUGCGCGGUAUUAAAGGCGUCGCCCCGCCCCCGGCGUGCCUCUUUCCGUCUCCGGCAGCCUCGGCGCGAGGAGCCGCCGCCAUGUCCGCGCACCUGCAGUGGAUGGUCGUGCGCAACUGCUCCAGCUUCCUGAUCAAGAGGAACAAGCAGACGUACAGCACGGAGCCCAACAACCUGAAGGCCCGCAACUCGUUCCGCUACAACGGGCUUAUCCACCGCAAGACCGUGGGCGUGGAGCCGGCGGCCGACGGCAAGGGCGUCGUGGUGGUCAUGAAGCGCAGAUCCGGCCAGCGGAAGCCGGCCACCUCGUACGUGCGCACCACCAUCAACAAGAACGCCCGCGCCACGCUCUCCAGCAUCCGGCACAUGAUCCGAAAGAACAAGUACCGCCCCGAUCUGCGCAUGGCCGCCAUCCGCAGAGCCAGCGCCAUCCUGCGCAGCCAGAAGCCCGUGAUGGUGAAGAGGAAGCGCACCCGCCCCACCAAGAGCUCCUGAGCCCCCGCCCACAAUAAACAGUCAGACCUGUC